GCUGGUUCCUUCGAUUCUACUGUGGAUUCGUAGGGGCUCGGCAUUCUCCGCAAACGUUCGGCGGUUUACGCUUCUAUUCGGCAAUCUCCGGCGGCCUCCCCGGUAACGGUCGCUGUGAGUUUAAAUGAGCCGGAGCCGCCUGUCUGACGUCUUGAGAGUAGCUGGGGAGAGCGGUCCCGACAGCGGGAGAGAGACCUAGACGGGAGGCCGCAGUAAGGCCGGAGGAUGACAGUACUGCAGGAACCCGUCCAGGCUGCUAUAUGGCAAGCACUGAAUCACUACGCAUACAGAGAUGCAGUAUUCUUGGCAGAGAGGCUCUAUGCAGAAGUGCAUUCUGAGGAGGCAUUAUUUUUGCUGGCCACCUGCUAUUACCGCUCAGGAAAAGCUUACAAGGCAUACCGUCUCCUGAAAGCCCACAGUUGUGCCACUCCACAAUGUAAAUAUCUUCUUGCAAAGUGCUGUGUUGACCUCAGCAAGCUAGCUGAGGGAGAGCAGAUCUUGUCGGGUGGUGUGCUUAAUAAACAGAAGAGUCAAGAGGAGAUUGUUACAGAGUUUGGAGACUCUGCCUGCUUUACAUUAUCAUUGCUUGGCCAUGUAUAUUGCAAAACAGAUCGAUUGGCUAAAGGAGCAGAAUGUUACCAAAAGAGCCUUAGUUUAAAUCCUUUCCUGUGGUCCCCAUUUGAGUCUCUGUGUGAAAUAGGUGAAAAGCCAGACCCUGAGCAGACAUUCAAACUGACCUCACUCCAGAACUUCAGUAACUGCCUGCCCAACACUUGCACAAUGACCGUGAACACACACAGUGUUGUACAACAUAGGCAACCUGAUACAGUGUUAAUGGAGACUCCUCAAGACACUAUCGAACUUAACAGACUGAACCUGGAGUCAUCUAACAUGAAAUAUCCCUUGAACAGUGAUUCCUCAAUAUCCUACAUAGAUCCUGGUGUUAUUUCUCCCGAUUCCCUGCCCCUUGGUACUGGAACCUCCAUUCUAUCCAAACAGGCCCAAAACAAACCAAAGACUGGCCGCAGCCUAUUGGGAGGACCAGCAGCACUAAGCCCACUCACUCCAAGUUUUGGAAUUCUGCCUCUAGAAACCCCCAGCCCUGGAGAUGGGUCAUAUUUACAAACCUACUCCUCUUGUGUCCUUGAUGUGCCAUCAUCUGGUGCCCCAACAAAAAAGUCUGUUGCUAGAAUCAGCCAAGCAGGAACAAAGUCUGUCUUUUCUCAGAGCGGUAACAGCCGGGAUGUCACCCCAGUUCUCCUUGUACAGACUCAGGGCUCUGGUCCUCAAACAAGCACCACACCUCAGGUACUGAGCCCAACAAUAGCCGCUCCACCUAAUGCAUUACCACGUCGUAGUUCUCGGCUUUUUACCAGCGAUAGCUCUACCACCAAGGAAAACAGCAAAAAGUUAAAAAUGAAGUUUCCACCUAAAAUGCCAAAUCGAAAGACCAAAAGUAAAACAAGUAAAGGUGGUGUGACACAGGCCAACAUGAACGACAGCUUGGAGAUUAGUAAAUUGGAUUCCUCGAUUAUCUCUGAGGGCAAAAUCUCCAGCGUUGCCCCCCAAAUUCAGGCACUUACUAUUCAGAAGGCAGCAGCAGGUUUGAUGAGUCUCUUAAGGGAUAUGGGGAAGGGUUAUGUGGCUUUGUGCUCUUACAACUGCAAGGAGGCUAUAAAUAUACUGAGUCAUCUCCCAUCUCAUCACUACAACACUGGCUGGGUCUUGUGCCAGAUUGGCCGUGCCUAUUUUGAGCUUGCAGAGUAUCUUCAGGCUGAACGAGUGUUCUCCGAGGUGCGGAGAAUUGAGAGCUAUCGAGUAGAAGGCAUGGAGAUCUACUCAACUACUUUGUGGCAUUUGCAGAAGGAUGUGACCUUGUCUGUACUUUCCAAGGACCUGACAGAUAUGGACAAGAACUCUCCAGAGGCUUGGUGUGCAGCUGGAAACUGCUUCAGUUUACAAAGGGAACAUGACAUUGCAAUAAAGUUCUUCCAGAGGGCCAUUCAAGUGGAUCCAGGUUAUGCCUACGCGUUUACUCUACUUGGGCACGAGUUCGUACUGACCGAGGAGCUGGACAAAGCAUUGGCAUGUUUCAGAAAUGCCAUCCGAGUCAACCCCAGACACUACAAUGCCUGGUAUGGACUUGGAAUGAUUUACUACAAGCAAGAGAAGUUUAGCUUGGCAGAAAUGCAUUUUCAGAAAGCUCUAGAUAUUAACCCUCAGAGUUCUGUAUUGCUGUGUCAUAUUGGAGUAGUGCAGCAUGCACUCAAGAAGUCUGACAAGGCUUUGGACACACUAAACAAAGCCAUUUCCAUAGACCCCAAAAACCCACUAUGCAAGUUCCAUCGAGCCUCUAUUCUCUUUGCCAAUGAAAAGUACAAGUUGGCGCUGCAAGAAUUGGAGGAGCUGAAACAGAUUGUACCUAAGGAGUCCUUGGUGUACUUCUUAAUAGGAAAGGUAUACAAGAAGUUGGGACAGACGCAUUUGGCGCUGAUGAAUUUUUCCUGGGCCAUGGACUUGGACCCCAAAGGUGCUAACAAUCAGAUCAAAGAGGCUAUAGACAAACGGUACCUGCCAGAUGAUGAGGAGGCAGUGACCCAAGAGGAACAGAUCAGCGAGUGUUACCCCUAUGAAUCAGUGGCCACUGAUGAAUCGCAGGAGAGCAGUAUGACAGAUGCAGAUGACACACAGUUGCAUGCUGCUGAGAGUGAUGAAUUUUAACCCCUCUCCCUGCAGAACUUAAGGCAUGGGGGUGUUUGACUGUUAUUUUAAUUCACACCACCCUGGCCUCUCACCCUUGCCUUCUCAGACACCUCUCACAGGCCAUUUUGUUUCAUCAUCAUUGCCUCUUCUACCAUCAUUAUUGAACUUUUUUUCCCCCACUAUUCCCAUACUUCUGAUUUUAAUGCCCUGCAGAGAAUUAAAGACUGUGCAAUAUGGGGUCGUGUUCAGCUUCCUGGCUUUUUCUCAGCCUUCAAGUCGCAAGUUGUUUGGGUUGGUUCUUGAGUUAUAGGAAACAAUACUCUUAAGCUGAAAAGGUGUUUUUGCUAGCCUAAAAGGAAGGUACGCAGUAACGCGGACACUAUAGCUACUGGAUUCUGUACAGGACUUGACUGAAGACUUUGCAGAUUCAACGCCCCCACCUCCCCCCUGGAUGGAAAACAACCUGACCUAUACUGCUGGUUAAUGUCUAAGUGACCGUCUUGGGAUGGAUAUGUAUCUUCUCAAUUGUGCCUGCCACUAUGGGGUAGCAGCUCUUCUUUUUAGCCUUUGUGCCUCUUUUAAAAGGCACAAUGCUCCCUUCUAGUCACUAUGGGAGUAGUAUAAUAUCUGUCUGAGCACCACAGUUCUAAGCUUGCUCUGCAAGUCUUUCUAAAUGAAUCCCCACUUGGAUGUUCAUUUCUAUACUGGCUUCCCCAUGCAUCCUAGUUGGGUGGACAUUGUAGGUAGUGUAGUCUGUGCCUGGAUAACAUUUAUUCAGCACUUAAUAUGGGUAUGUGACGACUACCUGGGCCAACGUGACUGAGCUGCUAUCUUUCCACAACAUGCUGCAGUGCUGAUGAGGACAAGCCAUAACCUGCCAUUUGCCCCUCUCCCCUAAUAAUUCCCCUCCUUUGCUACCAGAGCAGCAGGUUUUGCAGUGCUCUGCAUGCUAUGAAGUCAAGUGCUGCUAGCUGUUCAGUCAAAGAGUAAGUAUAUAUAUAUAUAUAUAUGGACUGUAAUCUUUUCUCUGCAAGUGAGGGCAAUGGAAUUAUGUAACUGACCCUGUGGCUGGGGGGGGGGGGGGGUGAUGGUUGAGAAGAUUUACUGUGAGUGUAUAAUUUCCCCUCUCCUAGUAUCUUCUGAACCCACUUUCUCUUCCUUAACUUAUCCUCCCUAUUUUCUGCCACCCUCUGUUAUUCAUCUUUUCUCAUUGAGGCAUACCACAGUAAGGGAACAAAAGUAACAGAUGCAACCCGCACUCCCAAAUGGUUUACGUUUUCAGGCAGUUUGCGAGGAUACUGUGUUAUCACUCGAUCUCUGCCCAGGUUCCCUACCCAAGCUCUUUGGGCAUUUCCAGGUAUUAAUCAGCUUAUGUCUGGUCCCGUGAUAAAAAACCGCGGAGAAUACCCUAACAUUGCAGGCAUGAUGUGAAUUGACUUCCUUUUCCUUCUCUCCAUCUCUCCAUCAUAGCCAAAUGAAGGACUCUGCUGUAUGGCUCUGGCCCCUCUCUGCCAAGAAGGGCUUCCCGUAUGUGUGGCUGUGAUUUUUGUCUUUUUAUUAUUUUUUUUUUUUUAAUUUAGGGAAGUGUACAGUGUUCCAUUAUAUUGGAUGGGAGGCUCCUGUUUAAUAUAUUUUGCGAAUCAUUUAAGGAUGUAAAAAAUCCAAAUAAAAACUUGUUUUAAAAAUG
Molecule: messenger RNA, 4390 nt
Organism: Xenopus tropicalis (tropical clawed frog)
Lineage: Eukaryota; Metazoa; Chordata; Amphibia; Anura; Pipidae
Gene: cdc27
Product: cell division cycle 27
Exons: 19
Coding region: 226-2721 (831 amino acids)
Cellular component (GO): spindle; nucleus
Source: RefSeq, a predicted model, not a curated record